Molecule: messenger RNA, 267 nt
Organism: Penicillium oxalicum
Lineage: Eukaryota; Fungi; Ascomycota; Eurotiomycetes; Eurotiales; Aspergillaceae
Exons: 1
Coding region: 1-267 (88 amino acids)
Source: RefSeq, a predicted model, not a curated record
AUGCGGCUUCGAGGGUCUAUCACGGGGGAGGAGAAAAAAAAAGAUGAGAAUGCCUCAAUGAGCGUCUUCCGAUGCAGAUUUAGGAAGAACCCAGGACCGAAGUACCAGUUUUUCGUCAUGCAGAAAAUGCACACGGAGCAAGCCCAGAUGAUCAGAAAAGUGUGCGCGUCGGACAUCGACUCUGCCGAGGUCCUGGUGAAUAUGGAGCGAGUCCAACAGGUGAACCAGGACAAAGAGAACCCUCCCGCGGAGAGGUGGGCGCGGUAG